AUGCCGUUGCAAUUUUCCGAGCUGAACUACCAAUGUAUGAUUGGGGCUGCUUUCAGAGUCUGCGCUGAAGUCGGUGAGCAGGCGCUGCCGUGGGCAGAAGAGAUUCUUAGCUGGUGCAAGAAGCAGACGCAUACCAUCACCGCAUUUGAGUAUGGACCCCUUCUGGUGCUCUUUGAGCAGUGCAGGCAGCGCGAUCGAGUGGACAGGCUGUUGUUUAAGAUUAUACAGACAAAGGGGCAGUCUCUGAAUGAAGUCCAUCUUGGCAGUCUAAUCAAUGCCGCAGGCAGCGACUGGAAAAGAGUUGAGACGAUCUGGGACCUGCUGGUGAACCAGUCAUCGUUGAAACCAAAUAUCAUCUGCUACAGAGCUCGGAGUAAGGCACAUCUUCUGGCAGGAAGGCCAGCCACAGCUGCAAAGAUCAUACGAGACAUAGGUGCAGCUGGAAUGCCAACCGAUUCUGCGCGGACAGUAACAACGCACCUUCAAGCGAUGUUGAUCGUAUCCCAUGCAGAGCUCACUAAAGCCAACAAGCGGCAGUUGAAAAAGUGUCUAUCUGUCGCAGGGGAUGUUGAUCUGAGCGAGGCUGGCAAAGGACUUGCGGCCAAGUUGAAACAGCUGAUCAAAGUGGCAGAGAAGCUGCUGUCGAAUCCUUCUUCUUUGCGCUUUGCCGACUUGCUUGUCCUUCAGUUUGCUCAGGAAGGCGCAAUGGGGAGUUGGCCCCAAUAUGCAGCCGGCUCUAAGUAUCUGGCCAAAGAGGAGUCUGAGAGGGAGAAAGUACGAGCCUUCCCUUGCCGUAGAUUGAGAUUUUUGAUCAGAUGCAAAGCAGUAAGCGACUGGAAAAGGCAUCCCGCCAAGACGACUAGAACUUAA
This is a messenger RNA of Symbiodinium natans, 870 nucleotides long. NCBI's taxonomy places the organism in Eukaryota, Dinophyceae, Suessiales, Symbiodiniaceae. The record is from the annotation of a GenBank genome assembly.